AAUUUUUUUUUGUUCCGAGAAAGGCAGCUCAUUCCCCUUCAACCACCAUGCCAAAGUCAAAGAGAUCAAAAGUUGUGUCACUCACUAAGACCGAGAAGAAGGGCCGUGGAGGAAAGGAUACACUUUUUGAAGAGGUCAGAGAGUGUGUCGACAAAUACGCUUUCUUGUGGGUGUUCUCAGUUGAUAACAUGAGAAACACUUUCUUGAAAGAAAUUAGAUCCGAGUUCAAGGACUCGAGAUUCUUCCUUGGAAAGAACAAGGUUAUGGCAAAGGCAUUGGGUACCACAGUUGAAGAUGAAUACAAGGAAAACCUUAGACAAGUCUCAAAGCUUCUUAAUGGAGAUGUUGGCGUUCUCUUCACCGACCGUCCCGUUGAAGAAGUCAAGGAAUACUUCAACGACUACCGACAAGCUGAUUAUGCUCGAUCUGGUGUUGUUGCUACCGAAACUGUCACGAUACCUGAGGGACCCGUCAUGCGUGGUGUCGACAAGAUGCCUCACAACAUGGAGCAACACAUCCGAAACCUUGGCAUGCCUACCACUCUUCAAAACGGUAUUGUCACCCUUGGUGCUCCAUAUGAAAUAUGCCGAUUGGGACAGACCUUGACCACCAAUCAAGCUCAUUUGCUGAAAUUGUUCUACCAUCAACUCUCUGAAUUCCGAGUGAAGCUUCUCUGCUACUACACUGAAGGCGAAAUCCACAAUUUGGAUGAAGCUGAAGCUAUGAAUACCGAAUAGACGGCUAAAUUGAGACUAUCCAUGUCUAUCAACUUUUAUUUGUGUUUAGUUAAUCCAAAAGCCAAUUUUCUUAUUUUUUUUGCCAUCAGCUUUUCAUUGCCAGCAUGUCUUCACAUUUUUAUGCUCCCUUCACUGGAGAUUACUUGUACCAACACGUUCUUUUCAUCCUACCACACACAGAGUUCUCAAUUGGAACACAUUCCUUUUAUAAAAAAAAAAUGAUUUGGUUUUAUUGAAAAAGGUGUGCAGAAAUAGGUAUUAAUGAUUUAUACAGAUAUGCUGAGAUGGUUGGGUAAUUUAUCGCCUGGUUCGUCCAUGAUUGACUUGCUUGCCAGCUUUUUAAUUCACCAUGGUUUCCACGUACACCGCCA
Molecule: messenger RNA, 1108 nt
Organism: Umbelopsis ramanniana AG
Lineage: Eukaryota; Fungi; Mucoromycota; Umbelopsidomycetes; Umbelopsidales; Umbelopsidaceae
Exons: 5
Coding region: 48-737 (229 amino acids)
Biological process (GO): ribosomal large subunit assembly; rRNA processing; nuclear-transcribed mRNA catabolic process
Cellular component (GO): preribosome, large subunit precursor; nucleolus
Molecular function (GO): RNA binding
Source: RefSeq, a predicted model, not a curated record